ACAGCUAUCGUUGCCGCUGUCUGGCAGAACAGCCUGUCUAGGCGAGGCGUAGUGGGGUGUAUAUAUCAAGCAGCACGUGCCGGCUCCCGCCCCAGACACACUGGACGCCCAUCAACGCGACUACGGGGUGGCGCAAUCCCAAGCGCGAGGCGUGUGGUGACCCUGCUCUCGAUUCCGCGACAACUUUACCGGAACAUGUUUACCAUCUUCGUUUCUCAGUCGUUUUGGCCGGCACGAUCAGAAUGUUUUCAGCCCCCCUAUGAGUUGAACCUGUCUUGUCGCUGCGCCCCUAGCAGAUAAGCAUCAAUUCGUAACCAGAAACCCGGCACACAUCGCAACUGCCCAUAUCUGGGCUCUCCAUCGGAUAUCAUCAAUAACCCGCUUGCGCAACCCGCUCCGUCAGCAGAACGACAGGCAGCUAUCACCCACUACCUACUUUACUGAUCGAUUCAUGUGAAGAAUAUUGGAAAUGGCGACACCCGACGCGACAGGCAGCGUAAGGAAGAAACUUACGACGUACGGAAAGACCUCUCGGAAGUCCUCAAAGCCUGUUUUUUCCCUGAGCGCAUCAUCUGACCGCACACAAGUUGUUGCGGUACCUCUGGAAGAAGUACAUCAACGGUCCACUACUACAGCUGUGGCGAGCAAGGCCACUAAAGACAACGACAAGGCUGCGAGACCAUUGAUAGGCAGCCAAAGAGCGGAUGCAUCACCGUCAUCCAUAACACACCACGAUGCGCCCCAAAAGCUGCCUGGUGCAGCUGUGAAAUUAGGGAAUAAAAAAAGAGCUUCACCAGAUACUUACGGAGUUCUCACCCAAGCGCCAACAUCUAGUGCGACACGACGGUCAACACGCGUCCCGAUGAAGGAUACUUCAGCAUCUGAACGCCUACUUCAAGUCGAACGAACACAGGCGGCUUCCAUCGACAGGAAGGUCCGUCUCAUCGACCGAUUAGUCGCGCAAGCUAUCGACAGUGCCGAACUCGAUUCUGAACAGGCCAGUCAACCGUCCGAUAGUUUGGAGGGGUAUACCGGACAGGCAUUGGUGGCAAGCGAAAGCAACAGCACGACACCCAGAAAAAGUCAGGAUGAUAUCCCAAGACUGGGAGCGCAACGAGCGACACCCGACUCGAGAAAACGCAAGGCUAGGGUCACGUAUGGUCAGCAGCGGACCAUGCGCACCGCAGUCGAUGUGAUGCACGAAGGAGCUGGAACUGCGAAUCGUUCUCACGAGGGGAGCUAUAAUCGCAAUUCCCCACCUCCCGCAAAAUUCGCCAAGAUGGACUCGUUCUCGCUAUACGACGACCCGUCGGACGACGAUGUACGACCAACCAAGAACGGUAUUCUCAGCCUUCAUGCACUGAGACAGGCUGGCGCAAACCAUCGUUUUGCAGAUGAGUUGAGUGACUUGGCGGAAAGGAUAGGAUCUCCUAAGUCGCUGCAACCCGCAUCGACACGCUCGAGGAGAACUGCAAUUUUAGAGCUCGGCGCAAAACUCCAGGACGACAAAUUCGUUGGCCGCUUGUGUGAUUAUGGACCAAAAGAGACAUUCUUCCAAGAUCUUGCAGCCGAGGAGGAUAUCAUCAAUGCGUUCGUCAUAUUGUCCUCUGCUCUUGUCCUCAUGGCAUCGUUGUCAGUACCUCAUCUCGUCGACCAUCUCUUAUCGAGUGGUGUGAUUCGAAUACUGUCCACAAUGUUGGCCUUGGACGAUGACAUCAUGGAGAUAGCAAGACAAAAGGCGGCCAAUCUUUCGAAACGCGGCCUUGCUUCCAUGGAAAUGUUGCGCGGUACAAUAUUACAGCUUGGGGUUAACAUGGCUCUUCUGCUACUGCAAGAGCACUCCGUCGUAGCUAUGGAGUCAAAGAUGAGCCAACGAUGGAUUACAGAAUACCUUCCCACCGUAGCCUUCUUUUUAUCUGGUCUGCUUACAUCACCGGGGGACGACUUCCGAGAGUCGAGGUAUCUGACUCUCAAGCUUGCCAUGAACACAACGAAUAACAACCCAAUAUCGGCCUCCAUUUUUGGACAUGGUCGUUUGAUACGCCAGUUGGCGACUGCAAGCCUCUCGCGCUUCCACGAGCUACACGCAAUUGUCGGCCGUGGGGAGUUUCCGACAGAUGUUCACAGAACGCUCGUACUGCUGCUAGGGCUGCUAAUCAAUAUUUCUGAGCACUGUCCUGAGAGUCGGCAGUCUCUGGCUGCCGAGAUAGACCUCCGGCCCUCAUCACUGGAUGGGCUCGUAACGGUCUGGUUGGAAAACCGCGAGUUAUGUGGUAAAAGACUCAUGUGCGCCAACGCCUGA
Verticillium alfalfae VaMs.102 is the source of this 2302-nucleotide messenger RNA. RefSeq lists its product as hypothetical. The record is from RefSeq and is a predicted model, not a curated record. NCBI's taxonomy places the organism in Eukaryota, Fungi, Ascomycota, Sordariomycetes, Glomerellales, Plectosphaerellaceae. The coding region runs from base 470 to 2302 and encodes 610 amino acids. The transcript has 3 exons.